Messenger RNA from Saccostrea cuccullata (small rock oyster), 1716 nucleotides. RefSeq lists its product as uncharacterized. The transcript has a single exon. The annotation marks the transcript as partial. The record is from RefSeq and is a predicted model, not a curated record. NCBI's taxonomy places the organism in Eukaryota, Metazoa, Mollusca, Bivalvia, Ostreida, Ostreidae.
AUGUUUCUCAUUGUUCUUUGCACGACACUGGCAUCAAGCUUGCCCCAGGUGCAAGGAGGUUGGUUUCAUGGUUUACCCACUAAACCUGAUGAUUUAUCCAAAGGGGUAUCGAAGAUAGACGAUUUAGGAGGAAAGAAAUCUUACUUUCCCGCUGAAGAUGUUAAUGGCGGAUCUAAGAACUAUUAUAUUCCUGGGCAAACUGGACAAUACCUCGAUCAUUCUGGUCAGAAUGGACAAUACUUUGGACACGGUGAGUCAAAGCCUUAUUAUCCUACCGGACACACUAAUGGAAUCGGAGAUACUCCAUAUUACCCGACGUAUCCCACAAAAUCUCACGAACCAACAUCUUUGACAGAAGCAGUAUACCAACCACUGAACAAACAAAAUGGAGGAUAUCCGUACACAACAAACCCAAAGGACAGCCAGUACCGUGUUUACCCUGGUCUGUACUACCCCGUCAGUCCUAAAGGAGGGUACUUCCCCGAUAGUCAUACAGGAGGGACAGGAAGUGAGGGUCAUCCCGCAGGAACUCCAGGAGUUAAAUCCCUGGAGCUGAGUAUAGACCAGGCAGGAGGAAGUCAGGACCAGGGGAACAAACUAAACACAUACCCAGUCUACCCGGCAAGUUACAGCAGUGGUUCUGGUGACCAUGGAAACAGUGGUCAGUCCGUCUAUACACCAUCAACCUCCACCUAUCAGACGUACCCUGGUGACAGCUCCGGAAUUUAUAGUCACAAUAAAAACAGCGGAGGGGAUCAACCAAUUACAUACCCGGUCUAUCCAACAAAUGGUUUUGAUAAAGACCAUGGGGGCAAUGGCGGAGAUCAUUAUCAGCCGCCUACUAACUUAUAUCAGAUCUACAAGAGUUCUCACAACCAAGGAAGUGUCCCUAAUGACAAUGGGAAAACUGAUGGCCUUGUAUAUCCACCUCAAACUAAUACGUAUCCAAUAUAUGGUAAAAGUUAUAACCUGGGCAGUGCUCAUGGCGACCUUGGAAACAAUGGGGAGUCUGUAGUCAAACCUUCUCCUGACGUCUAUCCGGUCAGCAGAAAACCUUACAAUGUAGCCAGCCAGUAUCAAAUUUAUGGAAAAGGUCUUAGUGGUGAGUCUGGUGAUCUUGGAAAUAAAGGAGGACAUAUUAACCAGGCUGCCGGAUCUGGUUUUAAACCUCAAUUCUAUGGAGUAGUUCACGGUGCUGAACCUACACAACAACAUGGAGGUAAUGGCGGGAAUACAUUGUCAAAAGGAAGUGGAGGUGUCCUGUCUUCGUACUUCAAAGGAAUUUCCGGCGGAUGUAGCAGCCACGGAAUCUUACCAGACCAUGGGACUGCACAUUCCUCUGGAACCGCCUCCUACUAUCCAAAUUAUCCAAAAACAGGAUCAAUUGGGCUUCCAACAGUUGGGGAAUUAGAGAAAACUGCUGGAGAACUAGGCAACUUUCCUUCCUCACAUACCUCUGGUUUAUAUCCAAGUCUACAUGGGAUAGAUUACAAGCAAUAUUAUCCCGUGUCUCAAGCCUCCAGUAAUGGUCACGAAAGUAGCCCCACGGAAGACGGUGGUUUACAACUCAUUGAUGAUUUCAAAAAGUAUUUAUCAGGGGCAUCUUCCAAGACCGACGACGCCUUUGGACAUGGUGUAGUGGCAUAUCCAAAGGAAUCUGGGAAAACUGAAUUCGAAAAGUUUGGAAGUACUUCAAAGUAUCCAGAAGAAGUGAAG